Molecule: messenger RNA, 2506 nt
Organism: Vitis riparia (riverbank grape)
Lineage: Eukaryota; Viridiplantae; Streptophyta; Magnoliopsida; Vitales; Vitaceae
Product: pentatricopeptide repeat-containing protein At5g19020, mitochondrial
Exons: 1
Coding region: 325-2409 (694 amino acids)
Biological process (GO): RNA modification
Molecular function (GO): RNA binding; protein binding
Source: RefSeq, a predicted model, not a curated record
GAAUUGGGAAACGAAGGAAAGAAAAGAAAAGAAAAUUAGAGAAAAUAGGAAAGAAAUAAAAUUAGGAUUUUGGGCGAUGGAGCGUCGAAAAGUUGGAAGAGACGAUGUUUUAAUUAUUAGAUGUGUAAAUUUUAUUUUUAAAUAAGAUGGUGGAUGUAAACAGUUUCAGCCGAUGCAUUAAUCAAAGAAUGGGAAUCCAUUUUCAAUUUUUACUUGAUUUCCAAACAUACCCUAAAAGCGGCCAUGGGUUCACCUCCGAAAAUUUGUUUUCAUUCGAGAAAUUAGAAUAAAUAUCAAAGCGAAGAGGUCUGAUGGUCACGUCUCAUGAUCGGAUCCCCCAAACCCAAAUUCAUCUUUGGGUCUUUGAUACCAAAUCUGAAAUGGGUCUCCGCAGCUCCCUCUCAACUUCCUCCACACCCAAUAGAUCAUCUCCGGGCUUUCUUCAAUGGGAACAAGGACACCCAACACUCCGAUUACGAACUCACUUUGGUUUCAGCCCUGAAAUCAUGUUCAUCCCUCCUAGCCCUUUCCCAAGGCCAGCAAAUCCAUUCUCUGGUCUUCAAAUCCGGCCUUCUUUCCAACAUUUUUGUCAAAAAUAGUUUGAUUAGUUUUUACGUGAAAUGUAGGCUUAUUUCCAAUGCUCGAUCGCUGUUUGACACUUGCUCGGUGUUGGAUCCGGUGUCUUGCAACAUUAUGCUUGCUGGGUAUGUGAAAUCUGGGUCGUUGGACAAUGCUCGCCACCUGUUCGAGAAAAUGCCCAUUAAAGGUUGUGUCUCGUACACUACUAUGGUAAUGGGUUUGGCCCAAAAUAAUUGUUGGCUUGAAGCAAUUGGGGUUUUUAAGGACAUGAGAUUCGCAGGUGUCAUCCCAAACGAGGUGACAUUGGCGAGCUUGAUCUCUGCUUACUCGCAUGUGGGUGGGAUUUUGAAUUGUCGAAUGCUUCAUGCAUUGGCAUUCAAACUGGGCCUUGAAGCCUUGAAUAUUGUUGCAACUAACUUGGUUCACAUGUAUUGUGUUUGUUCGAGUUUGGGGAAUGCCAGGGUUCUAUUUGAUGAAAUACCUGAACGGAAUGUAGUUACCUGGAAUGUGAUGUUAAAUGGGUAUUCAAAAUCAGGGCUUGUUGAUUUGGCUAGGGAUUUGUUUGAGAGGAUCCCUGCAAAAGAUGUGGUUUCGUGGGGUACGAUAAUUGACGGGUAUGUGCAAAUUGAAAGGUUGGGUGAAGCUUUGAGGAUGUGUCGAUCAAUGCUUCGAACUGGGGUGGGACCCAAUGAGGUCAUGAUUGUGGAUUUGAUUUCAGCUUGUGGACGGUCAAUGGCAGUGAGUGAGGGUCAGCAAUUUCAUGGUAUAAUAGUAAGAACAGGCUUUGAUUGUUAUGAUUUUAUACAGGCAACAAUCAUUCAUUUCUACGCUGCUUGUGGUGAAAUCGACCUUGCUUUUCUGCAAUUUGAAUUGGGUAGUAAGGACCACGUCUCUUCAUGGAAUGCCCUCAUUUCAGGAUUUGUAAGAAAUGGAAUGAUUGAGCAAGCAAGGCAAUUGUUUGAUGAAAUGCCUGAGAGAGAUGUUUUUUCAUGGAGUUCGAUGAUUUCUGGUUACUCACAGAAUGAGCAGCCUGAUUUGGCUUUACAACUCUUCCAUGAAAUGGUAGCUGGCGGGGUCCAACCGAAUGAGAUUACUAUGGUAAGUGUCUUCUCAGCAAUUGCCACUCUGGGCACUUUGAUGGAAGGAAGGUGGGCUCAUGAAUAUAUUCUUAGCAACUCCAUCCCUCUCAAUGACAAUUUGAAUGCAGCACUUAUCGACAUGUAUGCCAAGUGUGGAAGCAUCACUAUUGCCUUACAACUGUUCUAUGAAAUCCAGGACAGGGUCUCUUCUGUCUCACCAUGGAAUGCGAUUAUAUGUGGGUUAGCCAUGCAUGGCCAUGCAAAUUUGUCUCUUAAACUGUUUUCCCAGCUGCAGAGGGUCAGAAUUAAACCCAAUUCGAUCACAUUCAUUGGGGUAUUGAGUGCAUGCUGCCAUGCCGGGUUGGUGGACGCUGGGGAGAAGUAUUUCAAGGGCAUGAAGAAUUUAUACAACAUAGAACCCAACAUCAAGCAUUAUGGUUGUAUGAUUGAUCUCUUGGGUAGAGCUGGGCGGUUAAAAGAAGCUGAUGAAAUGAUAAGGAAGAUGCCGAUGAAGGCAGAUGUGGUGAUAUGGGGUACGCUGUUGGCAGCUUGUAGAACACAUGGGAACGUAGAAAUAGGAGAAAAGGCUGCCGAGAAUUUGGCAAAGUUGGACACAUCUCAUGGGGCAGGAAGGGUUCUUCUAUCUAACAUAUAUGCAGAUGCAGGGAGGUGGGACGAUGCAUUUUUGGUAAGGAGAGCAAUGCAAAGUCAGAGAAUGAAGAAGUCACCCGGGUGCAGCGGUGUUGUAUGAUGUUCUAAUACACUGUUAAAAUUCCUGCUUACUUAAUUAUGAACCUGACAUUCCCUUGUCUCAAAGAAUCUAAAGAAAUGAGAAAGAAUUUAGUACA